Molecule: messenger RNA, 1099 nt
Organism: Ornithorhynchus anatinus (platypus)
Lineage: Eukaryota; Metazoa; Chordata; Mammalia; Monotremata; Ornithorhynchidae
Gene: SOX21
Product: SRY-box transcription factor 21
Exons: 1
Coding region: 3-863 (286 amino acids)
Biological process (GO): anatomical structure morphogenesis; regulation of DNA-templated transcription; cell differentiation
Molecular function (GO): DNA-binding transcription factor activity, RNA polymerase II-specific; RNA polymerase II cis-regulatory region sequence-specific DNA binding
Source: RefSeq, a predicted model, not a curated record
GCAUGUCCAAGCCGGCGGACCACGUCAAGCGUCCGAUGAACGCCUUCAUGGUGUGGUCCCGGGCCCAGCGGCGGAAGAUGGCCCAGGAGAACCCCAAGAUGCACAACUCGGAGAUCAGCAAGCGGCUGGGGGCCGAGUGGAAGCUGCUGACCGAGGCGGAGAAGCGGCCGUUCAUCGACGAGGCCAAGCGGCUGCGGGCCAUGCACAUGAAGGAGCACCCGGACUACAAGUACCGGCCCCGCAGGAAACCCAAGACGCUGCUGAAGAAGGACAAGUUCGCCUUCCCGGUGCCCUACGGGCUGGGCGGCGUGGCGGACCCCGACCACCCGGCGCUGAAGGCGGCGGGCGGGGGCGGCGGGGGGCUGCACGGCGGCGGGCCCGGGGGGCUGCUGCCCGACUCCCUCCUCGCCCACCCGGACAAGGCGGCCGCCGCCGCCGCCGCCGCCGCCGCCCGCGUCUUCUUCCCGCAGUCGGCCGCCGCCGCCGCCGCCGCCGCCGCCGGUCCUUACUCGCUGCUGGACCUGGGCUCCAAGAUGGCAGAGCUGUCGUCGUCGUCGUCGUCGUCGUCGUCGGUGGCCUCGGGGCUCCCCUACCCGUCGUCGCUGGGCUACCCGGCUCCGGCCGCCGGGGCCUUCCACGCCGCCGCCGCCGCCGCCGCCGCCGCUGCCGCCGCCGCCGCCGCCGGGGGAGGAUCGCACAGCCACUCGCACCCCAGCCCCGGCAACCCCGGCUACAUGAUCCCCUGCAACUGCAGCGCCUGGCCCGGGCCCGGCCUCCAGCCGCCCCUCGCCUACAUCCUCCUGCCGGGCAUGGGCAAGCCCCAGCUGGACCCCUACCCCGCAGCCUACGCCGCGGCGCUAUGACCCCCGCGACGCCCACCCGCACCGCCUCGAAAUGUCUGUCCGGACAGGGGCGGACUCUAGGAACCAGGCCCCGGCUAGACAGCCGCCCAUGUACAUAUGUAUAGGUAGGAGCUCCUCGCGUCCCCCUCGUCGUCCCCACGUCGUCUCUAGGGAGCCGCACAUGAGGUCUAAGGCCCCAGAGUGGAGAAGGCGAGUCUGGGGGUGUUGGAGAGGCGGGAGGGAGGGUGUGGGGCGUG